AUGCAAGAGCAAAGCCAGAAAAAGCGCAAGAGCACAGAUAAGGCUCAAGACCACGGCGUUUACAAACAUAAGCACCCUCGCAUAUCAAGCAACCGCAAAGAAGCCAUCGACACCCAUGCACCCAUCAGACGUUACCUAACCGAGAAAAUCCUACGAAAGCAUCGCCACAAAGCAUACGAAUUAUACGCCGCACAGAGACCAAAAGAGCCGAGGUGGAGGCCAAAAAUGCACGUAACCAAGUUCCUCCGCACAUGCUCACAGGCCACAAUACUUGAGAUACAGAAGUUUGCGAGGGGUGGAGGGCCAGAUUGCUCUGAUAUUCGCGGGCGGUCUUCGCCAGGCUACGCCAUGGAGCAUACGCAGUCGAUCACUGCGCGGGCGUUGGUGUCUUACGGCCCGUACAGCAAGGGAGGAUGGAAGUUGAAAGAGAAACUCGCACUCCGACCGCUUUGGGACAACGAGCUGCUGGUCGAAGUUGUUGCUUCCGGAAUUUGCCAGACGGACCUACAUUUCGCAGGCAUGGAUGAUGGUUUUGGCGUGCAUUAUCCACGGGAUCCGGAUACGUCCGACAAGUCGGGCGCAAAGUCACCGCUGCAAAAGCCAACGACCCCGUACUAUUAUCAUUUUCAUCCUGCAAAGUCUGCGAGUGCUGCCGCAGAGGACACCCAGCACACUGUCACGAUUUCGACUUCAUCAACUUCGUGGCCAGCCCGGAUAGCUAAGUGUUCAGGGAUGAUGGACAGGGACCUACCGGCACAGACUGCCAGCCAGACAUUAUGGACAGUUUUUCGGACAAUCAAGCUUCUCGAGUUGGUCGAUUGCUGCGGAAUCCAGACUGGGGCUGGAGCAGUCAUUAACGCGGCUCAGGCACACCCUGAAGAUCGUGUCGCUGUCAUUGGCCUAGGAGGGGUAGGCCUUAGUGCAGUAAUGGGUGCGCGGAUUGCUGGGUGUACUCAGAUUAUCGCCAUUGCCCGAAAUGAAGCUCGCCUAAAGCUCGCUCUAGACCUAGGCGCGACUGACGUCGUCCGUAUAGACCCCGCGAAGGGUUUGGGAGCCGUGACGGAGGCGGUCCACGAGAUUACAGCUGGUCUCGGUGCAAAUAUCACCCUCGAUACCACAGGGGUGCCCGUAUUGGUUGCUGAGGCAGUGCGGAUGACAGCUUUCAAGGGAACUAUUCUCCAGCUGGGGACCGCGCCGGUCACAAGCACGCUGGAGAUCCCAAUCCACGAGUUCAUGGUUUCGGGGAAGCGAUUCCAGGGAGUAGUGGAAGGGGAUGUGAAUUCCCAAGAGUUCGUGCCAACAAUGGUCGAUUGGGUGAGAAGCGGCCUGUUGCCUCUGCAGAAGAUGGUUGGCUUUUAUCAGGCGGGUGAUUUUGAGGAUGCGAUACGGGAUAUGCACAGUGGGAAGACAAUCAAACCUGUCCUACUGUGGUAG
Molecule: messenger RNA, 1434 nt
Organism: Aspergillus mulundensis
Lineage: Eukaryota; Fungi; Ascomycota; Eurotiomycetes; Eurotiales; Aspergillaceae
Exons: 4
Coding region: 1-1434 (477 amino acids)
Source: RefSeq, a predicted model, not a curated record